Messenger RNA from Rhineura floridana, 1098 nucleotides. Its product is annotated as cytochrome c oxidase assembly factor 4 homolog, mitochondrial. The record is from RefSeq and is a predicted model, not a curated record. Bases 580 to 840 code for a protein of 86 amino acids. Gene Ontology annotation, biological process: mitochondrial respiratory chain complex IV assembly. The transcript has 2 exons. Gene Ontology annotation, cellular component: mitochondrial intermembrane space. NCBI's taxonomy places the organism in Eukaryota, Metazoa, Chordata, Lepidosauria, Squamata, Rhineuridae.
AGGCCAGCUACAUGGGAGGGCACCAUGCUGGCUAUCACCAGGAUGAUGGGCUGAUGCAUGGGGGUGAGGGUAGUCCUCAAAGGAAAGUAGGGAUAAGGGUAAAGCACAGGGACAGAAUUAUCCUGGGGGUCUGAGUGAGGGUGAAGUUGAACAACUGCACAGGAAAUAACUGAAGGGGGGUUUAGAGCCUUUCAGGUGAAUUCAUUCCCUGGGGCUUCUGAUGAAAAGCAAUGCAAGGCAGGAGGGAGGAACAGCAGCAGGAACAGACUUCAUUCUGGGCUGAAGGGGGGGCAGGGCAUGGGACAUUCACUUGAGGGAACUGGGGUGCAUUUAAGAGGCAAAAAGAGAAAAUUUGUGUAGGGAAAAGGAAAGGAAGUUUCCUCAUGUUUUGUCCUCCACAAGUCAGCUGCGGGAAAGAAAUUACAGGUGGAGCCAGGUGCCAUAACCUGGAUGGCCAGGGAGGAGAGGGCGGUGGAGGCCACGCAAAGGGCCACUCCUGACCAGUCAAACAGAACGCAGCUAGCCAGCCUCAUCUUUCUUGAAGGAGCAGCAAGGGGAGCCAAAAGCUGAUCAACCAGGAUGUCAAGUGGCAACCCUUCCGGUCACAACUGGAGCCAGAAACCAAAAGAAGAGGAAGAAGAGGAUCCCUUUGACCAAAUGAUCUUGCGCACUGGCUGCGCCCCUUUCCACUAUGCAGUGCUGGAGUGCAUGGCUGAGCACCAAGACUGGCGGAAGUGCCAGGAGCAAGUGCAGACCUUCAAGGACUGCAUGAGGGAACAUCAGAAGCAGCGGGCAGAAGAGCUGCAAAAGAGGAUGAAACAGCACCAGGCCACAAGCUGACACGAGUCAAACUGGCAAGACGGGCAGUUCCUAUCCUUUGCUUGGCAGAAAUGCUUGAAUUCUGCCAGGGCAGAGCAAAAUUUGAGUCCUCUGUAAACCGCUGGUGGAUCAAAGGGAUGGGAAUAGCCUGUUCCUACUGGAGAGAGGUUGUUGACUUUGGAAGCCCUUUCACAGAAAUCAUGUCACUAAAUUCUUCUUGUUUUUAACAGAAGAAAUUACUUCUUCUUGCCAAAAAAUAAAGAUGGAAUUUAUAUCCUC